Molecule: messenger RNA, 1011 nt
Organism: Oncorhynchus nerka (sockeye salmon)
Lineage: Eukaryota; Metazoa; Chordata; Actinopteri; Salmoniformes; Salmonidae
Product: rho guanine nucleotide exchange factor 39-like
Exons: 7
Coding region: 112-1011 (299 amino acids)
Biological process (GO): positive regulation of cell migration
Cellular component (GO): plasma membrane
Molecular function (GO): guanyl-nucleotide exchange factor activity
Source: RefSeq, a predicted model, not a curated record
GACAACCCGGAAGAAACAGCAGCCCGAAAAGAGCGCCUGGAGUUCAAUUUUGAAAAGAUACGAAGACAUUGACAGUUCUGAUCUGAGGUCAGUGUCCGCCCCAGUAAGACCAUGAGUUUCUCCCCCACACCCGUGGGCCCGCCCGGCAGCCGUAGUGUCCAGGAGCAGAGAGAGAAGUGGGAGAGGAAGAGAACCCGUACAGUCAGGGCUCUGGUCCAAACUGAACAGAAAUACUGUAAACAACUACAACUAGUCAACACGUACUUUGUGGAGAUUCUGAAGGCCAAAGGCACCCUGAGGCAGGACAUUAGAGAAAGCAUCUUUAGUUCCAUUCCAUCCGUCUAUUCAGUAAACCAGACGUUGUUGGUCCGUCUGGAGAACGGGGACUUCGGCCGUGGAUUUGAUGACUUCUGUCCUCACCUCCACCACUACGUUACCUACGUAGACAACAUCCAGAACGCCAACAGGGUCCUGGCGCUCCAGGUCAAGAAGAACAAAGCCUUUAGAAGGUUUAAGAAGCUCCAGGAGUCCAGACCAGAGUUCCUCAACUGUAAACUAGAGGACCUCCUCCCACUGCCCAUACAGCGCAUCCAACAGUAUGUUAUUCUGUUUCCAUACACCUUAGAUUGGAACGACCAAUGGGUGGGUUUAUUGGUGGAGAACGACCAAUGGGUGGGUUUAUUGGUGGAGAACGACCAAUGGGUGGGUUUAUUGGUGGAGAACGACCAAUGGGCGGGUUUCUUGGUGGAGAAGGACCAACGGGUGGGUUUCUUGGUGGAGAAGGACCAACGGGUGGGUUUCUUGGUGGAGAACGACCAAUGGGUGGGUUUAUUGGUGGAGAACGACCAAUGGGCGGGUUUCUUUGUGGAGAAGGACCAACGGGUGGGUUUCUUGGUGGAGAACGACCAAUGGGUGGGUUUCUUGGUGGAGAACGACCAAUGGGUGGGUUUCUUGGUGGAGAACGACCAAUGGGUGGGUUUAUUGGUGGAGAACGACCAAUGGUUGUUUUGA